Molecule: messenger RNA, 796 nt
Organism: Aspergillus piperis CBS 112811
Lineage: Eukaryota; Fungi; Ascomycota; Eurotiomycetes; Eurotiales; Aspergillaceae
Exons: 1
Coding region: 129-611 (160 amino acids)
Source: RefSeq, a predicted model, not a curated record
GAUAAGGACGAUUUCAUUAUUGCUAUCGUCAACCUUGCUCUAUUUCCUGCUCAUCUGAGGGAGGUCUCUGGCUUGCCUCCGCUACCCGAGAAUCGACGAAUAGCGCGGCUCAAUUGGUCUCGAGCACUAUGGGCGAAAAUCAUUACGGAACUUGGACCUGCGAGGAUGGAGGACUUCCAAAAACCUGGGAAGAGAUGAUGGAAUGGGAGCGCCAGUUCAAUGCACGGCCACAUGAGCCUAUCGAUGAAGGCCAUCGAGCGGCUGAAGCGCUCAUCGACCACUCUUGUUGGCAGUGGUUUCCAAAGCCACUACGAUCUAUCGGCAGGGAGUUUAUUUUGUUGAUCCUCCCCGAUUCCUCAAUCCGAAAACAUCGGCUAGGAGAACGGAAGCCCUGGUUGGAUUCGUGCAUCUACUACGGUUUCCGUCUCAUGCUCCUUCUCCAAUCUUUGGCGCCGGAUCCACGCAUCGGGCUGAUCGAUGGCAUAAUGGUGGAGGAGCAAAAGAAGGCAGGGGUUCUACCCCCUCGAAAGCAGCGGCUCUCGAUGCCUACGGUUCUAGCGUUCUUGCUAUUGACUAGGUUUGCACAUUUCUUGUAUCAGAAUGUCAGGUGAGAUCGGGAGUAGUCAGAGUGCAUGCGCACCUUGGAGAAAAUCUGAAAAAUCUGUAUCUCUAGACUUUGCAUUCAUUGAGCCGUGGCUGAAAGAAAAUGUUCUUUUAUAGCUAAGUCAAGAACAUGGCGUUUGCUCUGUUCUUUUCUUUUUUUUUUUUUUUUUUUUUUUUUUUUCCCGCUUGGUAG